Molecule: messenger RNA, 3413 nt
Organism: Acanthaster planci (crown-of-thorns starfish)
Lineage: Eukaryota; Metazoa; Echinodermata; Asteroidea; Valvatida; Acanthasteridae
Product: low-density lipoprotein receptor-related protein 12-like
Molecular function (GO): protein binding
Source: RefSeq, a predicted model, not a curated record
CCUGGCCCAAAUUCAACAUGUUUGAAAAUAUUUUCAGUUUUGCUGAUAUUCUUGUACAAGGCAGCUGAAUGCGUAAACGCAGACUGUGGCCAAACCUUGCAAGAGUUCAGAGGAAAUGUCACAAGCCCUAAUUACCCUGGUAACUAUCCCAACGGUGAAGCUUGCAAAUGGCACAUUCCUUCUGCUAUCACAGAGAUCGUCACUAUCAGAUUCAUCUAUUUCAACAUCGUUCACAGCAAGAACUGUGAAGAAGAUAACUUAUCAAUAGGUUCCGAAGGGAAUGUAAAUGUAUACUGUGGUUCUUCAUUACCCCAACCAUUUUUCUCAGAGGAGGCAUCUACAAAAAUAAUCAUAUCCUUCUUGAGUAACGGACGAGACAGUGCCAAGGGCUUCAAGAUAGAAUAUUUCAGAGGUGAUAGACAUGCUACCAGGUGUGACCAAAACACAGAAUUUCACUGCAGUAUUGGUAAUUGCAUACCACGGAGUUGGAUGUGUAACGAUGUAAGGGAAUGCAUUGAUGGUUCAGAUGAGAGCAAUAGUUACUGCCAUCAAGUGACUACUUCAGCAUAUACCACUCCACCAAUCGAGUGUCCUAACCAUCAGUUCUUCUGCUAUAGUGUAAAUCAUCACUUGCCAAUUUGUUUGGAAGAAUCCUCGAAAUGCGAUGGCCACAAAGACUGCGAAGAUAACCGAGAUGAGGCUCCUUGUUCCUCAGUCUGUAAAAAUUUCCUGAAAGGAACUCAUGGGUCUUUUGAAUCGCCCAACUUCCCCGCAGCUUAUGAUCCCAAUCUUGACUGUUUUUGGGUUCUUACCGUUGAAGAAGGAAAGAACAUCCAGCUUCGAUUUGAUGUCUUUGAUCUGGAAGGAAAAUAUGACACAGAUUACGUCAAGGUGUAUGAUGGCCCAGAAGUCACGGAUAAAUUGUUGGGUACCUACUAUGGCUUCACCACAUCAGAGGGCACAAAAAGCAUCUAUAUGCCACCUGCUGUCAUAGAUGGUUCAAGCAAUCAACUGAGAGUAAGGUUUAUAACAGAUGCCAUCUCUUCCAACAAGGGCUUCAAUGCUACCUUCCAGACAAAAGGUGUUUGCCUCAGGGACCAGUUUCUCUGCAGCAACGAGGACAAGAAUUGCUAUGAUGCAAGGCAGCGAUGUGAUGGCAUAAUGGCAUGCAUCAGAGGACAGGACGAGUUGGGUUGCUCAGAUACCUGCAAAGACCAAAUCUCCUGCAGCUUGAAAUCACCUAGUGCUAGAGACUGCUUCACCAUGGAGGAGCGCUGUGAUGGCAAACGAGAUUGUACAAAUAAUGUAGAUGAGAAGCUCUGUGAUCCCAGCUUGUGUAUGGCUGAUAAAGGGUUGUUCCGCUGUAAUGAUGGAACAUGCAUACAAGAAAAGUACACCUGUAACUCUGCUGUAGAUUGCCUACAUGGAGAGGAUGAAGCCAUCUGUUAUGCCUCUACUAAUGUUGUCACUGCUGCAGCUGUAGGAUCCAUUGUCUGUGGCCUUUUAUUGGUUGCUGCAUUAAGCUGCACCUGUAAGCUGUAUCAACUUCAUGUCCGUGAGCGUCUUCCUCCCUCUCACAUGUCACCUCUACGGGAAAUUGAAGAGGAGCUGCUUCGUCGUGAGGCCCCACCAUCUUAUACAGCAACCAUGGCUUCUCCCCAUUUUGACGAAGCUCAAAGGGCCUUCAUUGAGGGCAUUCAGGCUGCUGUGCUUGCUCGGAAUGAUUCCAGAGGCUCUGGUAGGAGCAGCAGUGGUAGCAGGAGACAGAGGAGUACGUUUGUACGCAUGCUGUCAAGAGAACGCAUGAGAAAUACUGAUCAGACCCAUAUUGAUCAGGAUGACAGUACCACUCCAAGUCAGACUGAAACACUACCACCUAGUCCGGAUGUUGAGUCUACAACUCCUCCAGGAGAGACCAGUCAUUGUGAAAAUGACCCACCACCUCUGCGUCGAAUCUCUGCAGAACAGAGUGCUCCUAUCGUGAGUCCUAGUCCAGCUGAAGGUGUCUCACACUCUGACAGAGAUCAAGAGCAUGAUUCGGCUUCAAGCUGUGUUUCAGACACAGACUCUGAGACAAAUCAAGAUGCCCUGCACUUAGCUGCAAGGGAUCAGCAGAUCCUUAGGGCUGCUGCCAACAUCCGCCGAAUGCGUCUUGCUGGUGGUCUGCAGAAUGUAAUGCAAGCACAAGAUCACAGAGCAGCAAGGAAUCGCAGCAGGACUGGAAGUCUGGUUGACCAAGUACCGGCAAAUUCAGCACCAGAUGAAGACUCAACCAUACCAACAACUGAUGGGAAUCCUAAAAUGGUGGCAGCAGUGGGAUCAACCUGUGAAAGUACUAGUGAUGAGACUGACACUGCAGCCAAGGGCUCAGGAGUUACACAAGAUGGCACAGAUGAGAUCCAAGAGAAUUUCCAGGACUCACAUGUAUCACAAGGACAAGAUGAAUUGGAAGGCAGAUCAACUUUUGAAACUGACAACCCUCAGUCACCUAGUGAGACAUGUGCCCCUGAUGGAAGAGAAAGAAGUACUCAAGAAGAAGCAGCAGCAGACAGAGAUUUAGAUGAAGAGAGACUUAGCCACUCCUCAUCCAUUCUGUCUGUAGUGUCCAGUAGCUCUGAGAAUACACCUGAUGAUGUGCCUUUGUUGAAACCCUAACAUAUUCAAAAGCUAUGCAAAUGAUUAGUUUUUUGAUUUAAACAUUCAUCAUGGAGAAUCGUACUUCAAAGGCUGUCCUUUUACAGUCCGUUAUUAAAGUCAACAUACUCAGUUAAACCACACACAAGCCAACAUUGUUAAGCCUGCUGCAGUGGUUAAAAAAAUACAUAGGUUGCAAUCCCAAUAAUUUUGUACAUUCAUUUUUGUCACCUGUAUUUUCUAAAGUGCACACUUGCGUAUAUACAGUGUGUGAUUACUCAGUAAGAUGAGUAAGGAACUGUCUUUGUAUUCAGCUACUGUAGUAUCUUGUUUCCUGUUUUGAUCAGUACUUAAUGGGCUGGUUAAUGACUGCCUCAAUCCACCAAUCAAUGGUGAUUUUACCACUGCUUGCAAAUAUCUGUAAAUUGCAAAAUCUACCUGCACUCAAUUUAGAAAUUUUAACACGUUUUGUAUAGUAAUGUAUAAAAUUGCUUGAUGUUCUGCUGGGUUUGAGAACAGUUAACCACUUAUUUCUCUUUUUUUUUCAGAAAGUUUUUUGGGGCAAAUAAUGUGAUAUUAUAGUAUGUGUGAAUGUUGUGUAUUUAAUUUUUAUAGCAAGCAUAAAUUUAAAUCAAAUAGCUAUUUUUCUUUUAAUGUAAGCAUUUAUAUCAUCUGUAAAUGAUUCACCGAAAGUGUAAAGAUAGAACAGUUUCUUUGUAUAGCCACUGUACAUUCCAGAAAUGAAAAUGAUGUAUGAAAACAAGACACCUGUCAACGGA